AUGGAGGAGAAGGUUGACAAAUCUAAACAAGAUCAAGCUUCCAAUUCUAAAUCCUAUAUGGUAUUGGAUUAUCUUAAACUUUUGAAUGAUGAACCAGUUCGUGAGUCAAAGGUAUUUGAUUUUUUCAAUGUGAUAAACACAGGAAAUUCAUCUUCUUCUAGGGAAAAUUACACCACCAAAAGAAAAUAUGAGAAUAACAAUGAAGUGAAACCAUCAAAGACUAAGACUUUUUCUUGUAAUUUUUGUAAGAAAGAGUUUUCUUCUUCACAAGCUUUGGGAGGGCAUCAAAAUGCCCACAAACAAGAACGUGCCCUUGCAAAGGGUCAUCAAGGGAUUGAAGUUGGUACUUUUGGAUACCCUCAUUUUCUCUACUAUCCUUAUCUCACAAACUCCUUUUAUGGAUCUUAUAGUAGAACACUUGGGGUUCGAAUGGAAUCUAUGAUUCAUAAGCCUUCGUACCUUUCAUCCUCGUUAGGGUUUAGGUUUGGUCGUUCUUCUCUUGAUGGAUUGAGGAAGAAAGAUUUGAAUGCAAAUAAUGAAAUUGUGAUUAUGGAAAAUGACAAAACUUUGAGAAAAGAAGGUCAUAAUCUUACUAUUAGACCAAACACUCCUUUUCUUAGUAAAUCCUCUACAAAUGUUGCAAUCAAAUCAAACCCAACCUUGUCUCCUCCAUUCAAUCCUGUGCACUUUGGUGGUCAAUCCAAACAAGAAGGAACCUCUAAUCCUAAUUCUUCAUUUGGGAUUGAUUUAUCACUUAAGCUUUAG
Molecule: messenger RNA, 765 nt
Organism: Vigna unguiculata (cowpea)
Lineage: Eukaryota; Viridiplantae; Streptophyta; Magnoliopsida; Fabales; Fabaceae
Biological process (GO): negative regulation of abscisic acid-activated signaling pathway
Source: RefSeq, a predicted model, not a curated record